AACGACAUCCCAAAUCUCCCUCCCUCCCUCCUUCCCUCACGUCCCCGCUCCUCACCCUCUCUCUCUCUCUCUCUCUCUCUCUUCUUCUCUCUCUAAACAACAACAACAACAAGAAGAAGAAAGAUGAGAGAAAUCUUGCACAUUCAGGGGGGUCAAUGCGGUAACCAAAUCGGUUCCAAGUUCUGGGAAGUGAUCUGCGACGAGCAUGGCGUUCAACACGACGGCAAGUACAAGGCCCCUGAAGGAGGAGAACCGUCCGAUCUCCAACUCGAGAGGAUCAACGUCUAUUUCAAUGAAGCCGCCGCCGGACGAUACGUCCCUCGCGCUGUCCUCAUGGAUCUUGAACCUGGCACUAUGGACAGUAUCAGAUCCGGUCCCUACGGUCAGAUCUUUCGUCCUGACAACUUCGUCUUCGGUCAGUCCGGCGCCGGCAACAACUGGGCCAAAGGUCACUACACCGAAGGCGCUGAGUUGAUCGAUUCUGUUCUCGAUGUUGUUCGCAAGGAGGCUGAGAACUGUGAUUGUCUCCAAGGUUUCCAGGUGUGUCACUCUCUCGGAGGAGGCACUGGUUCCGGCAUGGGAACCCUCUUGAUCUCGAAGAUAAGGGAGGAAUACCCAGACAGAAUGAUGCUCACAUUCUCUGUUUUCCCUUCGCCAAAGGUGUCUGACACAGUUGUUGAACCCUACAAUGCCACCCUCUCUGUGCACCAGUUAGUAGAGAACGCUGAUGAAUGCAUGGUUCUUGACAAUGAGGCACUCUAUGACAUUUGCUUCAGGACAUUAAAGCUCAGCAAUCCAAGCUUUGGUGACCUGAACCACUUGAUUUCUGCAACCAUGAGUGGGGUAACUUGCUGCCUGAGGUUUCCUGGCCAGCUCAACUCUGACCUGCGAAAGCUUGCUGUGAACCUAAUCCCAUUCCCAUGUCUUCAUUUCUUCAUGGUCGGCUUUGCACCACUCACUUCUCGCAGGUCUCAAAGUUAUGUCUCUCUCUCAGUCCCAGAGCUGACCCAGCAAAUGUGGGAUGCAAAGAACAUGAUGUGUGCUGCUGUCCCACGCCACGGACGCUACUUAACAGCCUCAGCCAUGUUCAGGGGAAAGAUGAGCACCAAGGAGGUGGAUGAGCAGAUGAUCAACGUGCCUCGCGCUAAUUCAUUUCAUGCUUUCUUCAUAUGCCCCUGUUAUCUCUGCAGAAAAGGCCUACCACGAGCAGUGAAGUCAAGCGUGUGUGAUAUUCCGCCAACAGGCUUGAAGAUGGCAUCGACUUUUGUGGGGAACUCCACGUCAAUCCAAGAGAUGUUUAGAAGAGUGAGCGAGCAGUUCACAGCCAUGUUCAGGCGUAAGGCGUUUUUGCAUUGGUACACAGGAGAGGGAAUGGAUGAGAUGGAGUUCACGGAGGCAGAGAGCAACAUGAAUGAUUUGGUGGCAGAGUACCAACAAUACCAAGAUGCCACUGCUGAUGAUGAGGGAGAGUAUGAGGAUGAGGGUGUCGAAGAGAAUUAUGAGGGCUAAGCACUGAAACAAUUGUGGCAGUUAUAUACCUCAGGAACCAAAGUAAGGUUUGGUUGAAUUGGCUCCCUUCUUUUUUGUGUGUGUUCUAUCUACUACUUUACCUUCUUCUGUCAAACUCUAUUUCAUCUUUUUCUGUCAAACCUUCAGCUUUCUGGUUGUUCUAUUUCUAUUUUGGUAUAUAAUGAUUGAUUGAUAUUAUUGUUUGUUCUGUUCUAGCAUUUGAAUAAUAAAUUCUCCCUGUAGAACAGAGCCAUAGGGCCCU
Molecule: messenger RNA, 1771 nt
Organism: Camellia sinensis
Lineage: Eukaryota; Viridiplantae; Streptophyta; Magnoliopsida; Ericales; Theaceae
Source: RefSeq, a predicted model, not a curated record